Messenger RNA from Mesorhabditis spiculigera, 975 nucleotides. The record is from the annotation of a GenBank genome assembly. Lineage: Eukaryota; Metazoa; Nematoda; Chromadorea; Rhabditida; Rhabditidae.
AUGAGUGCAUUCCUCUUCCAAUGCCUGCCCGUGUUCGUCUCGAUUACUUGGGUGGUGUUGGGCGGAUCGUUGUGUGCGAAGAAAGGUAUCCCAAAGAGUGCCCGCUCUUCAUCAUCAUCCAAAAAGACCGCAUCCUCGCAGUCGAUCAAGACGCCGGGGAGUACGAGCGGUCGUCAAGCCGUUCCACGGGCUGUCAGCCCGGAUCGGCGCCUAGUCCAGCAGAACAAGAACGAUGAGAAACACGCGACGAGGGGAUCUCGCGAAUUGGCGCCGGCGAAGAAGAAGACAUCCGUCAUCGAGAAGGCACCCGAAGUGGUCGUGAUCCCGAAAAAGGGGCCGAAAAAGCAGGACUCGAUCAAGGAAAAGACGGCCCCGCCUCCGAAGUCGAUCAUCGAGGCGAGGACGGCCAAGCCGAUCGAGAUACAAAAGCAGGAGAAGCCUCAGCCAAAGCCGCAGCCAAAACAACCAGCCAAGCAACAACCACCAGACGUCAAGAAUCUGAACUUGCCGAGGAACAAGAUGCAAGCGAUCAUCGACGGAAUGAAGCACGAUGAAGAGGCCUAUCCGACAAUGUCUGAUGUGAUGAGUGAUUGGCAGGAGAAGGAAGGGAAGCCGGGUGAUAAGCAGCCGGCGAAGCGGCCCGAACCAGCCGUCGACAAGGUUGUCAAGAAUACGGAGAAGGAGAAAGAAAUCCAAGCCGGCACCCGUCACGACCAGGCCGCCUACCCGACGAUGGAUGAUGUGAGAUCGGAUUGGAAUGAAGCCCCCGCUGCCGAUACCUCGACGGCCCCGCCACCCAACAACGGCGAGAAGAACAAAGAUGAAAGCGCUAGCACCAAACACGACCCGGAUACGGUGAAGGAUUCGUUGUGCCUGAAUCGUGAAGACGUCCUCAAGCAGGUUCUCAAGGAAAAGGAGGAGGCCGGGCUGAACGAACAUCCCAGUGGGAUCAGCAAUCUCGACAUGUCGGCCGUC